Colletotrichum paranaense is the source of this 174-nucleotide messenger RNA. RefSeq lists its product as uncharacterized. The coding region runs from base 1 to 174 and encodes 57 amino acids. NCBI's taxonomy places the organism in Eukaryota, Fungi, Ascomycota, Sordariomycetes, Glomerellales, Glomerellaceae. The transcript has a single exon. The record is from RefSeq and is a predicted model, not a curated record.
AUGACGGGCCAAGAUCUCUACACAAGUUUGAACGCGACUCUCGCCUCAACCACCCACCGCCCGGUGACGCCUGUACAUAUGAUUCAAGAGAACGACUACAGCGUGCCGGCGCCUCCUCCACCAAGCCCGGUAUCAUUCGCUACAGACCACUGGCAGUCAUCGAUCCGCCGAUGA